This is a messenger RNA of Fusarium verticillioides 7600, 1428 nucleotides long. RefSeq lists its product as hypothetical. The coding region runs from base 181 to 1089 and encodes 302 amino acids. Lineage: Eukaryota; Fungi; Ascomycota; Sordariomycetes; Hypocreales; Nectriaceae. Gene Ontology annotation, molecular function: protein binding. The record is from RefSeq and is a predicted model, not a curated record. The transcript has a single exon.
GCUGUUUUGAAUUGUCCCCCAGAUCCCGGAUCCUCCUUGGAGACAAAGGUAUCAGCCAAGUUAGUUAUAAGUGAGCAAAGGAGAGAACAAGAAAGGGGGAUCCCCUACCGCCAAUACACAAAACUAUUCCCGCCUACCUCGACCAUUCUUCAUAGUGCUAUUUCCUACACAAGCGAGGCGAUGCAGUCUCCACAUCCACGCCGCAUGCUUAAUGAUGCAAUUCGCGAAAGGUCUCUAUCGCAGCUCGUCGCUUCCUUGGAAAUGAUCAAAGCCGACCCUCGACGCUCUUCUCCUCAAGAAUUCCUUCCAUCAAUACUGGGACGGUGUGUUCGCCACGGAAGCAUAGACCUGGUGAAGUAUCUUCUAGAGCGUGACAGGGCACCUGUUGAGUCUCUAUCGCCUCUAGCCGUCGCCGCAAACUCCUCCAUCCCGCUUCUAGAACUGCUCGUGGCCCAUGGCUGGGAUCUCAACAAGCCUGAAGUUGAUAAAUCCCUUAAGCGGGGCGAUAAGCUAAUCGACCUGGUCUGUGACGAUCAUCAGCUGGUCUGCUGGUUGGUUGAGCAUGGUGCACGGGUCACGGAUCGCGAGAUGAAACUCUAUGAGAUCUUCCCGCAGCCGGCUCCGUUACUAGAGACGUGCGCUGUCAGAGGCUCUGUUGAGACCUUCCGGUUCUUACAGAGUAAAGGGGCAUUGCUGGGCCACCGGACGCUUCACCGAGCAGCCGGGGAGGCAGCAUCAUUUGGUGCAGACCCUUUCACUUUUCAAGAAGUUCAUGAUGAGGCAGCUGGGGAUGAAGCCAGGACAAGAAAGGAGCGAGCGGAAAUGUUAGUGUUUCUAGUGGACGAGAUGAAGCUGGACAUUAACGCGAUGGAUUCUUCCGUGCCAUAUCGGGCUUACCAUUGGGGGACCCCUCUAUGCUAUGCUGCCGUGAAAGAGAAGGGAGUUCACGUGGUGAGGUGGUUACUUGAGAAGGGAGCUCAGCCCAAAGUUGAGACUGCACAGAAUGUUGCUGACGCAGAGAUGUUGGCGAAGCUGACAGGAUGCACAGACAAUGAAAAGAUAUUGCGUGGGUGGAAGCAGAGCCACUAAGGCUGAGGAAGGAUGCUAGGCGAGCUUUGUAAUACGAUGUCGCGUGUUUAGUCCAUGGAACUUUGUGGUCAGUGUCCAAAAUCAACCUUGGACAGAUCAUAGAUAGGAACGUGAAGGCGAAAACACGCCUUUACCAAGACCAGGCUUAAAGCUUCUCUUGAUCUUUCAACCCUACACCUACAGCAGACCAUAUUUAAUUUAUUCCGGGCCCCUCAAAUUUAUGACUCUUUGAGGCUGUGUCUCUUCUCAUAUCGGGAACUCCAUAUUGUUCUGCAAGGAGAGGAGAAAGGAUGCAGCGGUGGCAGCACUGAGAAAUGAGACGAGCACUUCGUAUCAGCA